AUGAGCUCUCACUCCACCGCUCUGCGCGUCGUGUCGCUCCUUCCCUCGGCCACCGAAAACGUCUGCGCGCUGCUCUCUGCCUGCCGCAGUCAUGCGCCCACCUCGGUGCGCUCUGACCUUAUCCCGGAGCUCGUGGGUCGCUCGCACGAGUGUGAUUUUCCACGCGAUGCCUUAGAUCUCCCCGUGCUCACAGCUCCUCGAACGGCCUUCACGACCUCCGCUGAUACGCACAACCAAGUACGGGAGGCGCUAACCAGUGCCGCGUCACUUUACUACCUAGACGCCGACAAGCUGACCGCGCUGCAGCCCGACGUGAUCCUCACACAGAGCACGUGCAAGGUCUGCUCCAUCGACCUGGCAAGUGUCCAAGAUACAGUCGCAAACCACUUGACUAAGAUUGUCACAUGCAACCCCACGAGUCUGGUGGACGCUGUGGUGACGCAAUUUAAACAGCUGGGAGACGCUCUAGGUGUGUCUGUAGUUGGUGAAUUGAUGGCCCAAGAGCAUUCGAACAAACUAAAGCAGCUUAAAUACCAGGCUGAUGCUUUUGUGAGCCAUGGAGACAAGCCAGAGGUGCUGAUGGUCGAGUGGCUGGACCCACUGUUCUUAGGUACGAAAGGUUGGAUGAGAGAGAUCGUGGAAGCUGCAGGUGGACACGUAGUGGACACUCUGGAUGGAGGACAACACGUUGAUGUCGUUGUAGUGGCGUUAUGUGGACUCUCACUCGAUCAGACAGAGCAAGAGUUGCUGGCAGGACGAGUUGGGGACUGGUGGAGGACACUGCUGAACCAAUCUGAUACUGUACCUAAAGUAUACAUUGUGGACGGUACGUCCAUGUUCACACGUCCUACGAGACGUCUCCUUGACGCGCUAGAGUGGUUGGUGCACACCUUGCACGAACCUGAAAGCAAUUGGCUGAAGAGCUCGACGUUCCCAUACAAACUUUUUGAUACCUCGUUAGUAACAAGCGAUUCUAAAAUAAAAGAGAAGAAAUCAGCAGAAAUGCUGGAGAUUGAGGAGCUACAUCGUGCUGCAUGUGCGAAUAAGCUGGCCAUGUAUACGGAUCCCUCAACCGGUAACUCAGUUAUGACGUCGUAUAUGUUGACGGAGCGCCAGGUUUGCUGUGGGAAUAGCUGUCGCCACUGUCCUUAUGGUCACGCUAACGUCAAGGACCCAACUCGUAGGACGAACACGCUCGCUGGGACUGUUCUCCUGCAGCCACGUCGCCGCUCUCGUGGCUUCGCUAAAGACUCCCCAGGUGGUCAAAUAUUGUGGCCAGAAGGGUCUAAUGUAUCUGGGGGAAUGCAUGAACUCGUGGUGGUUUUCUGGAGUGGUGGCAAGGACUCGUUCCUAGCGUUGAGUGCGCUACAAAUGUGCGCUGGAGCUACCGCUGUGUCUCGUAGCGGUGGGACUUGGUGA
Phytophthora infestans T30-4 is the source of this 1419-nucleotide messenger RNA. RefSeq names its product ATP-binding Cassette (ABC) Superfamily. NCBI's taxonomy places the organism in Eukaryota, Oomycota, Peronosporomycetes, Peronosporales, Peronosporaceae. Bases 1 to 1419 code for a protein of 472 amino acids. The record is from RefSeq and is a predicted model, not a curated record. The transcript is spliced from 4 exons.